This is a messenger RNA of Trichoderma breve, 888 nucleotides long. RefSeq names its product polysaccharide deacetylase domain-containing protein. Bases 1 to 888 code for a protein of 295 amino acids. Gene Ontology annotation, biological process: carbohydrate metabolic process. Gene Ontology annotation, molecular function: hydrolase activity, acting on carbon-nitrogen (but not peptide) bonds. NCBI's taxonomy places the organism in Eukaryota, Fungi, Ascomycota, Sordariomycetes, Hypocreales, Hypocreaceae. The transcript is spliced from 4 exons. The record is from RefSeq and is a predicted model, not a curated record.
AUGGGAAAGAAGCGGGUUCUUGUGAGCUGGGGAGUUGACGUUGAUGCUGUUGCUGGAUGGUUGGGAUCGUACGGGGGCGGGGAUUCAACAAGCGACAUCAGUCGAGGCAUCUUCGCCGCCACUGUUGGAACUCAGCGUAUGUUGAAGAUGUUUGACAAAUACAACAUCAAAGCAACAUGGUUCAUUCCAGGUCACACUCUUGAUUCUUUUCCAACGGAGAUGGCGGCGGUGCGAGACGCUGGUCAUGAGAUUGGCCUGCACGGCUACUCACAUGAGAACCCAGCAGACAUGACACUGGAUCAACAACGAGUUAUCCUGGACAAGACUUAUAGACAGCUCACCGAUUUUUGCGGCAAACCGCCCAAGGGUAGCGUUGCGCCAUGGUGGGAAGCCAGUGCCGAGGGAGCACAGCUUCUGUUAGAUUACGGAAUUGAAUAUGAUCACAGCCUCAGCCAUCAUGACUGCCAGGCGUACUAUCUUCGAACCGGAGACUCAUGGACCAAAAUCGAUUAUAAAAAACAUCCAAAUGAGUGGAUGAAGCCGUUGGUCAAUGGCAAAGAAACUGGGCUUGUGGAAAUUCCCGCCAAUUGCCAUGGAUAUGUAAAUCCGCGAGACGUUGAGGAUAUCUGGAGAGACACAUUCGAUUAUUGCUACAGAGAGUAUGACGAGUUUAUUUUCCCAAUUACUUGCCACCCUGAUGUCUCGGGCCGACCGCAGGUCAUCUUGAUGCACGAACGACUUAUCGAACAUUUCAUGAAGCAUGAAGGAGUCGAAUUCGUGACCAUGGGUUACAUUUCUGACGACUUCAAGAAGCGAAACUCUCCGGCGGCUGGCGCUGCAAUGCCGGCCCCAGCGGGAUCCAUGCUACAACAAAAACCUAUACAAUAG